AUGUCUCAGAACAAAUCUAAGCAAUGCUCAAGGGAACAGGAACCUUGCCAGCGCAGAUCAGAGGCCAGCAGGUCUCCAGGAGAGGGAGGGACCCCUGCUCAGCUGGGGCAGAGACUCGUCCUCCCAACAAACAGGAAGAAAAAGGAAGACCAAUCCCAGCCAGGAUCUACCACAGCCCGAGGGCUCCCGGCGCCCCAGGGGAAUGCCGGGUGCCAACAGGAUUCUCCUACGCAGCUUGAGGGUUCGGCACCACUGCCGGGGCCGCGGUUCUGCAGCCGGGCCGGGAAGGGGCGCAGGGGGCCCGGCCGAGGGGGCGGCACACGGCGGGGGCACCGCGCAGGCGCCAACCGCCCCCCUCCGCAGGGCCGCUACAGACAACGCUACAGACAACGCACCCACCCAGCUCCGGACGAGCUCUCCCGGGACACUGCACCGCUCGCCCCGCCGGGCCCGGCACUGCCGCCCGUGGCCACGGCCCCCACACGGCCCCGGCACCGCCGCUCACCCUCCACCGGCCGCGCCCCGACCGCGGUAUCGCGAGAGACAGCGCGGGGCGGGGCGCGUGCGGAGCUGACUCCCCGGCGCGCCGAUUGGCCGGGCCGGCGGCCGCGCGUCCCUACGGGCGGCCGCGCCCGCGGAACUCCUCCCGACGCGCUGAUUGGCCGCGGACGCCUGACGUGCGCAUGCGCCCCGCGCGCGUGCCGGGUGCACGUGUGCGCCGCACCUGCGCCCCGGGCGGCCCCCCCUCCUCCCACGCCGCCGCAGCCCCGCCCCGAGGAGGCCCCGCCCUCCGCCCUCCCCCUCACCGGCGGGGCUGGGCCGGCCCGGGCGCUGCGCGUUCCCACGGCCCUCGCUGCGCUGCCACGGGCGGGGCUCGGCCGCGGGCGGCGGGGGCGUCGCAGCGCCCUUCCAAGCCCCGCUCUUCCUGUUCCAGGCGCUCCAGAGGCUUUGGCGGCUGUAGCGGGAAGUGGGAGCUGGGAUCGUGCGCCGCCGCUGCCGCCGGUAUUUUGGGGAUUCCUCCUCGGGGUUGUGCGUGUGUUGCCGGGGCCGCAGCCCCGCGGGGGUGUGUCGGCCGGGAGCCCCGGGGCCGGGCCCCCGGAGCGAGGGCGGGAGGUGAGUCACGCUGCAGGAGCGGGGCCGCCCCGGCGAGAAGGUGGGAUGUGCUGCAGCAGCAGGGGCUCGUCGUCUCUGCUUCCUCUUGUAAGUGCGCUGGAAGAUCCUCUGAUUUAA
Molecule: messenger RNA, 1230 nt
Organism: Pipra filicauda (Wire-tailed manakin)
Lineage: Eukaryota; Metazoa; Chordata; Aves; Passeriformes; Pipridae
Product: translation initiation factor IF-2-like
Exons: 2
Coding region: 1-1230 (409 amino acids)
Source: RefSeq, a predicted model, not a curated record